Amoebophrya sp. A120 is the source of this 1618-nucleotide messenger RNA. Lineage: Eukaryota; Dinophyceae; Syndiniales; Amoebophryaceae. The record is from the annotation of a GenBank genome assembly.
UGUAGUUCAUACAGCUGCAACUGCCGCAAAGUCACGAACGCUCAAGGAGUAGCUAAGAUUUUGUAUUCGUUUUCGUUAUAAUUUUUGAGUUCGACGAGCGAUUCUUGUUUCGAGUUCCCAUCUUCAAUAAAUUCAAAAAUUUGAAAUAUCAACCAUGCGCGUUGGUAUUGUGGGUUACGGCUCGCUGGGCCAGUUUCUGUGUGAAAAAGUUUUGGAAGAAGGAACGGCCGCCUCCGAAAUCGACAUCGUCUGGGUAUGGAACAGAACGGCUAGCAAAGUCGUGGGACUGCCGCAAACGGUGAAAGUGUUGCAGGAUCUGGAAGCCGACUACUUUUCUCUGCUGGAAAACGGAAAUAAAGGUGGCGACGAGGAGGCCGCCAAAGCGGUCGCAGUGGAUCUGAUUGUGGAAGUUGCGCACCCGGACCUAUCGAACCAGUACGCCGUGCGGUUUCUGCAGUUCGCGGAUUACUACAUGGGGUCCCCGACCGCAAUGGCAAACGCCGAGUUGUACGAAAAAUUGCAAACGGCAGCGAAAAGCGAGGCAGUGAAGGGAUCAUUGUAAAGAAAAUACUUCUCAGACGCCCCCAGGAUCGUGUUGAUGUUCGAAAUAGAUGCAGUUGCGUGCCCAUUUAAAGCACAUGCACUGGGACGACCAAAUAAAGUGUGCCUAAGAUCACGGUAAUGGUAUCAUUCAAAACCCGAUCGAAUACCGAGACAAAAACUUCAGAUACCUCCCCGUCGGCGCUUUGUGGUGCGCCAGCGACUUGCAGCGCAUGGCAGAGCUUGGCACACUGAAGCGCCUGUGUGUGACGAUGAAGAAGCACCCGAAAUCGUUGAAGCUAACCCCAGGCACCGAGCUUGCGGAAAAACUAGAAAACAUCAUCGCACAGGGGGAUACAACAAGUUCCAGCGCUCCCGCAUGUUCAUCAUCCGGAGUCGGUGCAGACGAGAAAUCCACCACCGCGUCCCCAACAAGCACGGAUCCGGAGGUGGCUACUGCAAAUGGUGUAGUAGAACCGGCGAGUUCCUCUAUCAAGCUGAAACCCGGCGAGCACGUAAUUUUCCAUGGGUCGGUCCGGGAACUCUGUCCCCUAGCGCCGAACAACGUGAACACAAUGGCCUGUGCGGCCAUCGCGGGCAGUAAUCUGGGCUUCGACAAGACCGAGGCGAGAUUAGUCGCGGACUACAAUCUAACGACGGAGCACGUGAUCGACAUACGAGUGGACGGGCCAGACGGGUUUUUUGUGGAGUGCACACGGGUAAACCCAGCGAAAGUUGGGGCGGUCACCGGACAGCAGACCUACCUGUCGUUUCUGCACAGCCUAAGAAAGUGCUGCGUAGCGAUCCAGGGGAAGCAGAACGGCGUGUUUUUCUGCUGAGGACGAGCUGAGGACGAGUUCUGAUAUGAUAUGUACGAAGUAAACUGCACAAAAUCAAAAUGGAAUCAUUUUGCACACGCAUUUUUUGUUUUCGGUAUAAUGAGCACCGCUGAGUCAUGUUUCAUGAAUUUACUGGGUCAGGCAUAUCUCUCCUGACUCAUGUGUAUCGUGUGCCUUGACGAAUGAAAGUUGAUUGCUCGUUUCGCACAUAGUACUCAAGUUCAAGUGUGCCGUUUUGG